UUCUCAAAAAUUUAGUAAAAUAAAAUUUAAGGAUCAGGUGUAUCAUGUAGGGGAGAACCUUAUUUGAACUGAUGGCACGAGGAAGUAAUUAUAUCUGAAAGUUUUUGGAAGUCAUCCCUUUUGGAGGAAUACCCGAAUUUGAAUACUGGCCAUCGAUCCGUGUUCAAUGGUAUUUUCAUCAUAAUGAAAUUGAUAUUGACAAUCUUGAUAUACCUGCUGAAGACAGGAUUUACUUGGGAGAUAAUGAGCUCUUCCUCUCGGAUAUAGAGCAAAAUAUUUACAUUGGUCAUAUUAGAGGCAAAUGAAAGGUAUUAACGAUUGAGGAGUAUGAUUCGACAACAAAUGUCACUGAACUCACAUAUUUUUCGAGAGCUAUGUAUCUUACUAAAGAAAAGAAAUUGUCACCUCCUUUUGAAAGAUGGGCAACCCUAUGUAGUUGAAGGAAACCGUUGAACCCAAAUUUGUUAUCCAUUGGCUGAGACAGAUGAAAUGAGUGGUACCAUCCUAAGUGUGAAGGCUUGACUGAUGAAAUGGCACAGAAUAUUGAUGACUUUAUAUGAUCAAAGUGUAAGAGAGGGGUCAUGGUCUAACUCCCAAAGGCUUUA
This is a messenger RNA of Moneuplotes crassus, 605 nucleotides long. The record is from the annotation of a GenBank genome assembly. Lineage: Eukaryota; Ciliophora; Spirotrichea; Euplotida; Euplotidae.